ACUUCUCUCGCCUCUCCUCCUAUAGUCUUCAAGAUCAUCAUCGUCACUCACAUCCACUUACAUCUUUUUAUAACUGCACAGCUUAACCACCCACAACCCGCCAUCAACUAUCAACUACUACUACUACUACCACCAACUACUAAAUACCGAAUUACCAACUACCAACUAUCCGCACGUGGCGUAUCAUAUCAGCGAAGCAUUCCAAAAGGUACCAUUACAUAAAAGCGUGGUUUGACGAGUUUGAAUUUGUUUUCUUCGAAUUGUAGACGGUGUAUUGGUGGUACUGGGCAGUUUCAACAUACUCGUCCUACUGGGAGCGACCGACGUACGUGCUAGCACUUCAACAUGGAUAGACAGGAAUCGAUAUGGACUCGCCGCAGCAAUGUUACCAGUCUCUCUCUGUCCACGCCGAGUCAAUCCGAUAAUUCCACAACCCCGCGGGACUUCUCGAGUCUAGCACGCAGGAAUGGCGCCACCUCAUCCCACGGCCGCUCGAACCCCUUCGGCGCAACGACCCCCGGCAGCACCCUAACGUCGCCUACUAGCGCCGGAGGGUCUAAUCAGUUUGGCCUCGGAUCCGGCGCAUUCGCCUCCUUCGGUUCCGCCAAAACCCCCAAGUCUCAAGGGAAUCCCUUCGAGCAAGCCAUGGGUGCGGUUGGUGCUAAGACUCCCUCCUCCGAGAAGACGACGAAAGAUGCUAUGCGAUCCACCGCCGUCAACAAACCUUCCAUGGGCUCUAUUUCUGAGACGAGCGCUCAGCAGGCGUCCGCGGCGACGACACACCCUCUCCGCGACACCUGGGUCUUUUGGUACAGGCCGCCCAUUACCAAGGCUAAUGGUUAUAUCGAAUACGACAAGACAUUACACGCCAUGAUGUCUGUUAAGACUGCGGAAGAAUUCUGGUUGGCCUAUUCACACUUGAAACGACCCUCGGCGCUACCCACCGUAUCGGACUACCAUCUCUUUAAAAAGGGUAUCCGUCCAAUAUGGGAAGACGACGAAAAUAAGCUGGGCGGGAAGUGGGUUCUGCGACUGAAGAAGGGUGUCGCUGAUCGAUAUUAUGAAGAUCUCCUGAUGGCCUGCGUCGGCGAUCAAUUUGGGGACGAGGCCGACGAGCUUUGCGGUGUUGUACUUAGUAUGCGCAACGGGGAGGACGUGCUGAGCAUCUGGACUCGUAGCACUGGACAGAAAGUCCUCAAGAUUCGCGAGACGAUGCGGCGCGUGCUAAAUUGUCCACCCGAAACCCGCAUCGAGUUUAAAAGCCAUGACGCAAGUAUGCAGCAGCGCUCUGCUAUCGACGAGAUGCGCCGCGAAAAGGCGGCGCAGAACCACGGCGACAAGCGGACCCAUAACAAUAACAAAAACCGUCAGCCGCAAGAUGAGCAACGAUCGUAGUAUAAUCAUGGAAGAAUGCGCUCGACUUUUUUUUUUUUUUUUUUUAAAAAAAAGGGGGUAAGAAGCCUUAGUCGAGUCACAGAAAUAGCAAUUGAACGUUCGAAAAAUGCAUGGUUUUUCCCGCG
Molecule: messenger RNA, 1520 nt
Organism: Daldinia caldariorum
Lineage: Eukaryota; Fungi; Ascomycota; Sordariomycetes; Xylariales; Hypoxylaceae
Product: translation initiation factor eIF4e
Exons: 3
Coding region: 346-1395 (349 amino acids)
Biological process (GO): translational initiation
Cellular component (GO): cytoplasm; eukaryotic translation initiation factor 4F complex
Molecular function (GO): translation initiation factor activity; RNA 7-methylguanosine cap binding
Source: RefSeq, a predicted model, not a curated record